This is a messenger RNA of Thyridium curvatum, 2862 nucleotides long. RefSeq lists its product as uncharacterized. The record is from RefSeq and is a predicted model, not a curated record. Gene Ontology annotation, molecular function: RNA polymerase II cis-regulatory region sequence-specific DNA binding; zinc ion binding; DNA-binding transcription factor activity, RNA polymerase II-specific. The transcript has 2 exons. The coding region runs from base 1 to 2862 and encodes 953 amino acids. Lineage: Eukaryota; Fungi; Ascomycota; Sordariomycetes; Thyridiales; Thyridiaceae. Gene Ontology annotation, biological process: regulation of transcription by RNA polymerase II; DNA-templated transcription. Gene Ontology annotation, cellular component: chromatin.
AUGUCGGCCAUGCAGUCAGCCUAUGGUAGCUACCCGCACACCCCGCGUACUCCGGCUACUCCUAACACUCCAGGCUCCAACAACAACAUGGGAAACUACCCUCCUCCUCCCAACCAGAACGCUGGUCGCGGCUCAUACCCCAUGAUGCCCAACAACCCGUAUGGCCAACCUCACCAGCCCUACGGCACCCAGUCGAUGCUUCCGCAGACCACGACUACCAUGUCCCACCCUCAGCCCAUCGCCCCCGCGCCCUCGCCUGGCGCUCGCGGUCCUCCCGUGCUCCGUCCCAUGCCCACCGGAGGUGUCAUGCCCCAGCAGGGCAUGCAGUCGCCCUACGGCCAGAGCCCGCUGAUGCCCCAGCCCUCUAUGCUCCCUGAGGGCGAGCAGCCGACCCAUGUCGUUGGCUCCCAGGGUCGCCGUGGCAUUCUCCCCAGUGCUCCUGGCCGUCCUGCCGCCCCAGCCGCUGGUACUGCCGGUGCCAAGGCUCAAGUACCCCAGAAGGAUGCGGACGGCAAGUUCCCGUGCCCUCACUGCACCAAGACCUAUUUGCACGCAAAGCAUCUUAAGCGCCAUCUCCUCCGACACACCGGCGAUCGCCCGUACAUGUGCGUGCUUUGCCGCGAUACGUUCUCUCGCAGUGACAUCCUGAAGCGUCACUUCCAAAAAUGCUCGAUCCGCCGUGGCAACCCCACCGGCGCCAGCCACCUUUCGCACCCGCACGCUCACGUUAAGAAGAACCCGGCGGCGCAGAAGCCCCUCCCCGAGGGUGAUCUGUCGCACAUGAACGGUAUGGGCAGCAUGCCCGCAGAUGGUAUUGUGCACCCUUUCGGUUUCAUUCCUGCUCAAGACGGGGGGUUGCCCAAUAUGACCAAUGAUCAGAGUAACCUCUCUAGAUCAGGCAGCAUCAACAGACUUGAAGAUGCCAAUGAUCGAGACAGGCGUAAUAUGACGGGAUCGGUCAUGGGCGCUUCCCGCGGGGCCAGCUUUGAUCAAUCGUUCAACGGGAACGUGCCUAACAGCAUGGCAGCCAACAUCAACCCGCAAUUGGCGAACUACCCUAUGCCGCCGAGCUCGAACGGCAUGCCGAUGUUUGGAGGACAAAACCAAGAUUGGUCACAAAUGUUCCAGGCUGGUGCGCAAAAUACCUACGUCAACAAUACCUUCCAACCUAAUGAUGGACAGACGCAGAUCGCAACCAAACCCGUACCUAAUCCCGAACCCGUAACUACAGAUGGCUUUCUCCCCGGAGACCACGGCCUCGCCGACGACCGCUCCCUUUUCCUCGGCAAUUGGGCACCGCCUUUUGCUCACGAUCCUUACCAGCAACUCUCUAACCAGAUCCUCAGUUUCUUCUAUCCUCCAGAUUCCAUAGUCAACCCGCAAACGGCCGGGCUCAAUCUCUACUUCGCGCCAGACAACGUCAAGGACUUCCUCGAGAAAUACACUCACUUCCACGUGCACUUCGCCAUCCUCCAUAUUCCCACCUUCCGUAUCAUGGACGCUUACACUGGCCUCCUAGCUGCUAUGUGUUGUGUCGGCGCCUGCUACUCCAGCCAAGUCUCCGCUGAUAACGUGCGCGAGAUGAUGAAUUUUCUCUGGACGGCCCUGCAGCGGGAUUCCUCAAUGCUGGCGUCCCUAAACAGCGCUCAACUCGACGACAAGUACAGAAAUGGCACCUUCGCAAGCAGCGCCAGAGAUAUUGAGGAAUUCCAGGCCAUCAUGCUUAUGCAUACUAUCUUCACCUGGAACGGAACGCCCGAGCAGCGUGAUGCCACACGGAAGAUCUUCCCUCUCAUCAGCACUCUCGCCCGGAACGCUGGUCUCCUUUCUGUCGUAAAUGACGCCUCGCUGCACAGUCCUCUUCACCAACCCGGCGUCUCCAUCGGUGCAUUCGACCCCUCGACUUUUGAUUGGGAUGUUUGGGUCCAACAAGAAAAGCGCAUACGUAUCAUGUAUUUUAUCUUCUUGGUCGACACGGCAAUGGGUCUUUACUUCAAUUCUCCACCGGUAUUUGAUCCGAUGGAAGUCAAGCUCCCACUGCCAGCAGACGAUGCGGCUUGGGAUGCACACAGCGGAACACAGUGUGCGGAAUGUCUGGGCUUGCACGGCCCAGAAGCCGCUCGUCAGCGCAAUCCCGAUGGGACACAGCGUGCCAAGCAACCCGAGUUGCAUCUGGCUCUGCAGGCUCUGCUCCAUGGCUCGUACCAGAUGCAGACAGGCACGACGAAUCUCUACGGCAAAUUCAUCAUCAUCCAUGCGCUGCUUGCACUCAUGCGCAAGGCUCAAUCCCAGGGGCACGCAGCCAGUAUCGCUGGCUCGAGCACACCCCUGCUUCAGAACGAUUGGAUUGUUCCCGGGCAUGACAGCACUGGCCCGAACUCGGGCGCGAGCAAUAGCGGUAGAGGGACGCCGGUAGAGGGCAUCAUGCCGACACAGACCUUGAAGUCUUUCAUCAUGGCGUUGGACAAGUUCAAGCGCAACUGGGACUCUGACAUGGCUCAUCAAUUCCUGCCUUCGUCUCGCAGUGCCAGGCGGCAUGGGUUUUCUCGCGAUGGUGUACACUUCUACUGGCUGGCCAACUACAUGGUGAAGCACACGCAGCCAUCAGAUCUGCAACUCGCACCAGAUCAACGGUUUGCGCAAGUCAUCCAUCUCCUCAAGUCAGUUAAGAGCUGGGUCAUGUCUGAUGGUGCGGCUAGAGGCGAAGAGCUGGGAUCUAUUGGAGAGAUUGAUAGGAAUUUUGGCGAACAGGGCGGCUUGACCUUGAACAUGGUCAGCCUCUUCAAACCUUUACCAAAGGUCGUGGAAUCCCCGGAGAUCACAUCUGUAAAAACGGCAAUCGGUACAAACAACUUGAUGUGA